AUGUCAAAUCGACUCCACAAUUUCAACCCAAAGACUCGGAAAUAAGGCCGACACAGCACAAAAUCUCAACCCAAAGGCGCAAACUAAUGGCAAAAAAAGCUACGAAGAAGUCUCAGAAAUCUACUUCAGCGUCUGCUUCUGCUAGUAAACCCGCAAGAAUCGCCGACGGGAAAAUGGUGUUCAAGAUAACAUCAACGGAGAAGAUGAAGAAAGCAGUGACGAAUCGAAGCAGACUCAGAUCAGCAAAGCCCAUAACGACGCUGAAGAAGAAGGCUAUGAAAAUUGAAGCCACUAAACCCAAGAAACCCCCUACUGCUUUCUUCUACUUCCUGGAGGAUUUUCGCAAGGGUUUCCAAGAACAGAAUCCAGAUGUCAAGUCGAUGCGUGAUGUUGGCAAGGCUUGUGGAGAGAAAUGGAAAACAAUGACAUAUGAGGAAAAGGUUCAUUACUAUGAUAUAGCAACAGAAAAACGAGCAGAGUUUGAUAGAGCCGUGGCGGACUAUAUCAAAAGAAAGGAAAGCGGAGAGGAUCAAGAAGCAGGGGAAUCAGACUUUGAUGAGGACUAUUAGUUUUGGGAAAAAAUGUUUAAGCAGGAAUAGCAGGCACUUGACAACCAGAUAUAUUAUUUUAUGGGUGUAGGUUAGCAUUAACCACUGAAACUCCAGAUCUGUAUAAUUUUUGUGUACAUUACUGUUGAAAAUUGCAUUCGAUGUGAUAAGAAAAUGUGAAUAUAGUGGUCUAUGCUUUUUCUUAUUAA
This is a messenger RNA of Cornus florida, 757 nucleotides long. Its product is annotated as high mobility group B protein 14. The coding region runs from base 87 to 569 and encodes 160 amino acids. NCBI's taxonomy places the organism in Eukaryota, Viridiplantae, Streptophyta, Magnoliopsida, Cornales, Cornaceae. The transcript has 6 exons. The record is from RefSeq and is a predicted model, not a curated record.